AUGACCUCAUCCGUGGACGCCGACAUUGAGAAACGAUUACUGCUCGACGACGACGACCCCUCUACACCUCAUCACACUGCCAAUGACCAGCGUUGGGAAUAUGCCACCAAUCAGUAUACCCAACUGGAAGUCGACGAUUCCGAAACGACUCCUCUUUCAAGACCCAUAGGAACAGCAACCGAUGAAACGGAUAUCGAGGCUACCGAAGAACCAAAGUCGUAUCGGUUACCAACCGAAGGUGGUUCCAUCUUUGCCAGCUUUCUCAACAUGGCCAACAGCAUCAUAGGAGCCGGCAUCAUUGGUCUGCCAUUCUCAUUCAAGGAAGCAGGGUUCUGGAUGGGUAUCCUUUUACUGCUACUCCUCACAGUGGUCGUUGAUUGGACGGUCCGACUACUCAUGUACAAUGGGAAACUAGCUGGCCGUGCUACAUAUCAGGAUUUGCUCGCCUUUUCAUUUGGACGAGGAGGACUUAUUGCUAUAUCCAUCUUUCAAUUUGCCUUUGCAUUCGGAGGCAUGUGUGCUUAUUGCGUCAUUCUUGGCGACACGAUUCCCCAUGUGAUUAAAUCACUUGUUCCCAGCAUCGACCAGCUUCCCAUUGUAUGGAUCUUUGCAAACCGCCGAUUAUGCAUCACAUUUUUCACUGUAUUUGUGUCUUACCCACUCUCGCUUUACCGUGACAUUUCGAAGCUUGCAAAAACAAGUGGAUUGGCCUUGAUUGCUAUUGGCGUCAUUAUUGUCAGCGUCGUUAUUGAAGGCCCUAAAAUGCCGGCUGAGAUCCGUGGGUCUCCUGACCAACGCUUUACGUUUGCCAAUGACGAAAUAUUUCAAGCCAUUGCCGUUAUUAGCUUUGCUUUUGUCUGUCAUCACAAUAGCUUUUUGAUAUUCGGAUCGCUCAAACAACCAUCACUCAAUCGAUUUGCUAUGGUCACCCAUUGGAGUAUGGUCAUUGCAUUUGUUACCUGUUUCAUACUCGCUGUAUCAGGUUACGUUGUCUUUACGGAUAAGACUGCAGGCAACAUCUUGAACAAUUUUCCGGCUGACAAUGUACUCAUCAACAUUGCACGACUUGCCUUUGGUCUCAACAUGUUCACCACCAUACCAUUGGAAGCAUUCGUAUGCCGUGAGGUACUCGAGACAUUCUUUUGGCCAAAUGCCGAAUUUCAAUGGUCACGCCAUAUCGCCCUGACAACGAUCCUUGUGCUCAUUUCCUUGACAGUAUCGCUGUUGACAUGCAAUUUGGGUAUUGUGCUUGAACUCACCGGUGGAUUUUCAGCGACGGCACUUGCCUAUGUACUCCCACCCCUUUGUUAUCUCAAGUUGGCUACGGGUUCUUUAUUCCAAAGGAGCAAGAUUCCACAUUGGGCAUGUCUUGUUUUUGGCUUGUCUAUUAUGGUGAUUAGCACAUUUUACAGCUUACAAAAGGUGUUCACUCCUCAAUACGAUUUGCCUUUGGAUGGUGGCAAUAGCAGCUCAAGCGGCGGAGCAGCCACAUGCGACUUAUAG
Messenger RNA from Lichtheimia ornata, 1503 nucleotides. RefSeq lists its product as uncharacterized. Bases 1 to 1503 code for a protein of 500 amino acids. Gene Ontology annotation, cellular component: endoplasmic reticulum. Gene Ontology annotation, molecular function: amino acid transmembrane transporter activity. NCBI's taxonomy places the organism in Eukaryota, Fungi, Mucoromycota, Mucoromycetes, Mucorales, Lichtheimiaceae. Gene Ontology annotation, biological process: amino acid transmembrane transport. The transcript is spliced from 9 exons. The record is from RefSeq and is a predicted model, not a curated record.